This is a messenger RNA of Desarmillaria tabescens, 1159 nucleotides long. RefSeq lists its product as uncharacterized. The coding region runs from base 1 to 759 and encodes 252 amino acids. The record is from RefSeq and is a predicted model, not a curated record. Gene Ontology annotation, cellular component: motile cilium; ciliary basal body. Gene Ontology annotation, biological process: cilium assembly; regulation of cilium beat frequency involved in ciliary motility; positive regulation of cell motility. Lineage: Eukaryota; Fungi; Basidiomycota; Agaricomycetes; Agaricales; Physalacriaceae. The transcript has 2 exons.
AUGUCAACAAUAUUUGGAUCAACCGUUCAGCCUGCUACAAUUUCUCUAUUCUCUUCCACCGGAUCACAGCCAUUGUACCUAUUCGAAUCAGCGCAGGACGACGCCCUGCCUGAGGAUUCUUUCCUUCAUUUUCUUAAGGACUCGUCUUCAGAACCAGCUCCAGAAUCUCCACGUAAACUUAUCUCUCCACCCUCUAUUGAGUCGGAUGUCUGCGAUGAAAACGGUUAUUCAUUGUGUCAGACGGUACUCCAUAUACAGUCUCCCACUAUCCGAACGACGUACAUUAAAUCCAAGGGAAAUCUGGGCCUGAAUCACCCGUGGUUUAGUCUCCAGGUGCGUAGCCUGGGCCGGGAAUGGAGUUUCGAAGUUGGAUUUGUAGAUCAGAUGAAGACAGUCCGUGUCGUGAGGCUGUCAACCUUCCAGAAAUCUGCGCGACUAAAACUCCCAGUACGAGGCAAACCGGCGCUUCUCCACCUGCCGUUGUCUUUUCCGAUGGCCUUUGAGUCUUCGCAUCUUCUGACGGCUUGGUCAACUGUCACGCUUAAUCUUCCUUCCCUCAUGCCCUACUUCUCCGACCUGUCAUUGCUUAAAAACAAUGACGAUACGGCCCGCUCGCUUAGUACAGUCACCGCAGGGACCUUCUCGCAUGUCUCAUACGUGAAGAUAUACUCGACAUGCCGACUGAGACGGAUUUGGUUCAGUCAAGAGGGUCCUGCGGCGGAACUUCCGUGGGAAUUCCAGUUGUACUCGGACGCGUAAAGAGCGCUGUGUCCGGGACAAGGGUACAUCGGAUGUGAUCUACGGUUGGCGGAGGUGACAGUAUAGGUGCACCUGUAGUAUGCACAUCCUCGUCUUAUCAAUCGGGGCAUGCACCUGUCCAUCAGCCGGAGUGCCUAUCUCUAUCGGAUUUCAUUGAUGCGCCGGGUUCAUGGGUCAAGCGUGUUACACCUAAUCUCCCCCAAUCUUGUUCUGCCAUCCUACCGAAUACGGAUCAACUUUAACGUAUACGUAGUAUGUGCCAAUUCUAGGGAAUGAGUAAAAUGGAGUCGUGUUUAUUAUAAUGUGUAAAAGAAAUCGGUUCUACGUGUACAUUCCAUAAAUUGCCUGAUUAUACUACUACUAGACUCAUACGAAAUGAGGGGGAAAAUAGAGAAGCAAG